Molecule: messenger RNA, 231 nt
Organism: Ostreococcus lucimarinus CCE9901
Lineage: Eukaryota; Viridiplantae; Chlorophyta; Mamiellophyceae; Mamiellales; Bathycoccaceae
Exons: 1
Biological process (GO): response to gibberellin; response to auxin; response to ethylene
Molecular function (GO): DNA binding
Source: RefSeq, a predicted model, not a curated record
CGAACGCGCUCGCGAUGUCUAGGCGUGGCGUGGACGGAGGAGGAACAUAAAAACUUUUUGAUUGGGUUGCAAAAGCUCGGGAAAGGAGAUUGGCGCGGGAUCUCGCGACAUUUCGUGACGACGAGGACGCCGACGCAGGUGGCGUCGCACGCGCAAAAAUACUUCAUCAGACAAACCAACGUGAGCAAGCGUAAGCGACGCUCGAGCUUGUUUGACAUCAUCUCCACGCCG